Aureobasidium vineae is the source of this 417-nucleotide messenger RNA. Lineage: Eukaryota; Fungi; Ascomycota; Dothideomycetes; Dothideales; Saccotheciaceae. The record is from the annotation of a GenBank genome assembly.
CGAACCGAAGAAAUUAUUGGCUAUCGCUUCCAUUCGGACACCCUUAUUAUCGAAGCCUUGACCCUCAACGUUCAAGGCGGCAACUACAGACUUGCCCUUGCUGGCGAUUGCAAGAUGGACUCCGCUAUGGUCGACGAUUGGUACCUUCGAGGAGGGCCCAGAAAGGACUGGACCACGACACGUGGAGAUCUGCUAGGCAACAGCAAUCUCGCCAGAGUUGCGGUCGCAACAGGCCUUGACGCCUGCAUCUUGCCUGAAGGUUAUCGCUGCUCAGACGACCAAGCUGCGACACUCGUUGAAGCUAUUAUCGGCGCUGUCUAUUUUUAUACGGGUCGGGACAUGGAGACCGUAAAGACGGUUAUGAGAGCUUUAGGAAUCCGUCAAGCGGUAAUGUUCUUUCCCCUUCGUCCCGAUUGA